Homo sapiens (human) is the source of this 4081-nucleotide messenger RNA. It is a transcript of the gene RTN1, whose product is annotated as reticulon 1. Gene Ontology annotation, biological process: negative regulation of amyloid-beta formation. The record is from RefSeq and is a predicted model, not a curated record. The transcript is spliced from 4 exons. The coding region runs from base 147 to 2009 and encodes 620 amino acids. Gene Ontology annotation, cellular component: Golgi membrane; endoplasmic reticulum membrane; neuronal cell body. Lineage: Eukaryota; Metazoa; Chordata; Mammalia; Primates; Hominidae.
GUUGCAGCAGAGGCGGCGGCGACGCUGAGACACCGCAGCUUCCCUGAGCGCCGAGUCCCUCCGGGGACAGCAGCAGGGAGCGCCCGCGCAGCCACCGAGCCUCUGCCCAGCCAAGCCGCCGUCGCCGCGCCGGGGGACCGCCAGCCAUGGCCGCGCCGGGGGAUCCGCAGGACGAGCUGCUGCCGCUGGCCGGCCCCGGGUCCCAGUGGCUCAGGCACCGGGGGGAGGGGGAGAACGAAGCGGUGACGCCGAAAGGGGCCACGCCGGCGCCGCAGGCUGGGGAGCCCAGCCCGGGGUUGGGCGCCAGGGCCCGGGAAGCGGCGUCGCGGGAAGCCGGCUCGGGCCCCGCCCGGCAGUCGCCCGUUGCCAUGGAAACUGCAUCCACAGGUGUGGCAGGUGUUUCCAGUGCCAUGGACCACACCUUCUCAACAACAUCAAAAGAUGGGGAAGGAUCGUGUUACACAUCUCUCAUUUCUGACAUCUGCUAUCCACCUCAGGAGGAUUCUACAUAUUUUACUGGAAUUCUUCAGAAGGAAAAUGGCCACGUCACCAUUUCAGAGAGCCCUGAGGAGCUGGGUACACCCGGCCCCUCCUUACCAGAUGUGCCUGGGAUAGAGUCUCGUGGCUUAUUUAGUUCUGAUUCUGGAAUAGAGAUGACUCCUGCAGAGUCCACGGAAGUGAACAAGAUCUUAGCAGACCCUCUGGACCAGAUGAAAGCAGAGGCCUAUAAAUACAUUGACAUAACCAGACCCGAGGAGGUGAAGCACCAAGAACAACAUCACCCCGAGCUGGAAGAUAAAGACUUGGACUUUAAGAAUAAAGACACUGACAUCUCAAUUAAACCUGAAGGAGUCCGUGAACCUGACAAACCAGCUCCUGUGGAGGGAAAAAUCAUCAAGGACCAUUUAUUGGAAGAAUCCACAUUUGCUCCAUACAUAGAUGAUCUCUCUGAAGAACAGCGCAGGGCUCCUCAGAUCACCACCCCUGUCAAAAUCACACUGACGGAAAUAGAACCUUCUGUUGAAACCACUACCCAAGAGAAGACCCCUGAGAAGCAAGAUAUAUGUCUAAAGCCAAGUCCUGACACAGUCCCCACUGUCACUGUCUCGGAGCCUGAAGACGACAGCCCAGGAUCUAUCACCCCUCCAUCUUCUGGAACAGAACCAUCUGCUGCAGAAUCCCAGGGGAAAGGCAGCAUCUCCGAGGAUGAGCUGAUCACCGCCAUCAAAGAAGCAAAGGGAUUAUCGUAUGAAACCGCCGAGAACCCACGGCCGGUGGGCCAGCUGGCCGACAGGCCCGAGGUCAAGGCCAGGUCCGGACCGCCAACCAUCCCCAGCCCCCUGGACCACGAGGCCAGCAGCGCGGAGUCGGGGGACUCAGAGAUCGAGCUGGUGUCCGAGGACCCCAUGGCCGCGGAGGACGCGCUGCCCUCAGGCUAUGUGAGCUUUGGCCACGUGGGCGGCCCGCCGCCCUCGCCCGCCUCGCCAUCCAUCCAGUACAGCAUCCUGAGGGAGGAGCGCGAGGCCGAGCUGGACAGCGAGCUCAUCAUCGAGUCGUGCGACGCCUCCUCGGCCUCGGAGGAGAGCCCCAAGCGGGAGCAGGACUCACCCCCGAUGAAGCCCAGCGCCCUGGAUGCCAUCCGGGAGGAGACUGGCGUCCGGGCCGAGGAGCGUGCGCCAAGCCGGCGGGGCCUGGCCGAGCCGGGUUCCUUCCUCGACUACCCCUCAACUGAGCCCCAGCCUGGCCCCGAGCUGCCCCCUGGAGACGGAGCCCUGGAGCCUGAGACGCCCAUGUUGCCACGGAAGCCUGAAGAAGACUCGAGUUCCAACCAAAGUCCUGCGGCCACAAAGGGCCCUGGGCCUCUAGGUCCUGGCGCCCCGCCCCCACUGCUGUUUCUCAAUAAGCAAAAAGACAUUAUACGUGUACAAGAGAUUCUUCCCCAAAAAUCGUUCACCGCACCUGAUUGCAGUUGUCUUAUGGAAUUCAAGAAAGGAAUUAGAGUCACAUGACUAAGUGAGGUCCUGCUCAUUCUAUUUUUGUUAAUGGGUGAAGUUAGAGAACUUCUACCCUGUUCCUGGGGAGAGAACACUCAGGUAGGACUUUAAAACAAACCCUAACAACUGUAUUCAAGGUCCCCUCCCACCCAUCUCUUCUACUUUUCUUUCCUUUAGAAGUGCUUUCUUUGCCUUUUCCUUUUGGAGAUAAGUGAUUUCAAGGGUGCGCCCUCUUUCCUGUGUCUAUGCUAACUUCAAUGAUGUUAGCGGCAGUUAAAGUGCUUCAUAUAAAAAUAGAGGACAAAAUCUUUCUCGUUAUUUUAAAUUGGAAGCUAGCUGCUAAAUUCUUUAAAAUUAACACAUUGGAAUAGAAUAGAGGAAUCUAGAGGACUGAAAUAAAAAGAUACAUAGUUGCUGUGGCUCAGACAUGUGGCAUGGUGUGGGGGCUGAUAUAAUUGACUCUUGACUUCCCAAAUAGCUCUUCUUAAAGAGCUGAAAGCAUAUUUAGUGUGUGUGAUAGGGAAGAUACUUGAAGACAAAUUUAACGGUGGGAAUGUGUUUGUUGGGUCAAUCUUAAAACCAUUUUGGGUUUUUUUGCUACUAUCCUGACAUAGUAAGAAAAGACGCUGCAGCUUGCAGGGAACCACAGGAAAAAGUAUUAACAUGAACAACCUUCAGCCCCUUGGGGCCCCAAAACAGUCAAGCUUGAGUCAUGCUGAGCAUGUGUUCAUGUCACUGUACUGUAACAGGCAUGUGUCUCCAUUUUAUCCCCUAACUAAUGUUCCUGAGAUAGUCACCGUGUGCACGGUGCUGUUCAAAUAUGUUUAUUCUCAAAAGUAGAUAAAUCUGAGGGCUAAAGAGAAAAGGGAACUUUGCAGGCCUAUUGAGAGACAAGGACAACAGCUGGGACUGACUGACCAGACACCUGAUGAAGAGCUGAGGAGAUGGAAAACUGCAGCUGUGAAUGCAAAGGCUUCAGAGUAUCUUUUAUGGCCAAUUUUGUGUCAUUUGAAUCUCUGUACAAGUUGCCCCAUAUGGCUUGGACCCUGUGCUGCCAAGUUUAGAAGGUAGAGAGGAGGGUGUGGCAGUCUUUUCAAAAGAUGAGGGCGUGCCAAGGUGAAUAAUCUCCACUCUCUUCUGCACGGAGGGGUCCUUUGAAAUCUAGUCUCCCACUGAAACUCACUGCUCCACUGCACUAUCUAUGAAGAGUCUAAAAGGCCAUUCUGAGGCAGCCAAGAACUGGAGGUCCUGAGCAGGUGAUUCAGCAAUGCCAGCAGGCAAUUUGAGCUCUGAGGUUCUUUUUGGUCUCACUUGCUCUGUCUCAGCAGGUGAGAAAGGAUCAGCGCUGCCCAGCCUUCCCCAGGCUGUUUUUUUUUUUUUUCGUCUGACACAGAGUUUCACUUUUGUUGCCCAGGCUGGAGUGCAAUGGCGUGAUCUUGGCUCACUGAACCUGACCUUAGGCGAUCCGCCUGCCUUGGCCUCCCAAAGUGCUGGGAUUACAGGCGUGAGCCACCACGCCCAGCCCCAGGCUGUUCUUAAUCACUGUUUGUGGACAGCAGGUUUGUGCUCAUGCCAAGCUUGACUCCUGGCAACAGUGAGGUCCGGUCAGCUUCUGUGGUUUCCUGCUCUUGUCCACUGAAGCUUCUGGCAGUAUGCAUGCAUUAAUUUUAUGCAUUCACAAGUAUCCAGGGGAUGAGCCAUCCUGCUGAUGCUGGACAGAGUUUCAGAAGUGCCUAGAAAUAUUUAGAAUAAUAUUUAGGAUAAGGUUUGACAGAUAUUUGAUGGCAUCAUUGCAUGUACCAUGGAGGAGCACCAGGGUAACUGGUGCACGUGCUCUAACAAGGCCUAGUUUUGGAGCUUUCUCACCUUUCAGAGACCUCUGCAGUUAUUGCACUGGAGACAAAACGCAGUUCUUUCUUCAUGCUUCAGUUUUCCUCCUUGUAUGCCCCUGAGCUCUUGCCGCCCUGUAUUUCUGCUCCCCUACACCUUCUAGGAUGACCUGUUAUAAACAUUAGAUUCUAAAGCAGGUAGAUAUGUUUUCCUUUCUACAAGAUUAGCCGUAACUGUUAGGAAUGUCCAAGUAAAAA